CAGCGUCUUAAGGAACAUUGUUGUUCAAAACGAAUUUGAGUGCGCGCGAAAGUUCCGCAAUCAUGAAGCUGUUCGCUACACUCGCUGUCUUUGUCGUAUUGGCUUGCACCUUGGUCAGCACACUACCGGCUGUCUACGAUGGACCUACUUAUGAACUGGCUACCAUCGAUGAUCCAGUGGACGACGAAAUGCCGUCGGAUCUGUCGCCCAUCCGGAACCGGCGCGUGACCUGCGACCUUCUGUCCUGGCAGUCCAAGUGGCUGAGUAUCCAUCACAGUGCCUGCGCAGCCAGAUGCCUGACGCAACGUCGCAAGGGUGGUCGCUGCCGCGACGGUAUCUGCGUCUGCAGGAAUUAGGCGUCGUGCUCGCCCUUGAAUCGUUCCACUCUUGGUCAACGCAACAACGUUCCAUGGAUCUCGCUGUCACUCAUUGUCCCACUAUCUAUUGACUACGUUGGUAAACGCCGUUGCAUUGUAAUCCAAAUUAAUAUUCGUGGGAGAUCACGAAGGGACGCGAUUUAAUCAUCCGAUCGAUAGUUUUGGCCUCGAUUGUCCAUCCCGCCGAGCGAAUUUUCGUCGAAACGGAUAACGUCAUUAUUAACGAUAAUUAUUUUAAUCGCUCCCGCGCGUCAUUACCGAGCGUGUUAAUAAGAAUAACAGUUCUUGUUCGCGUCAGCGUCGCGACGGGAGUUUCCCCGGGAAAUUGACAAGAAAUGAUAUUGACGUUAUUAAUGGAAGUUAAUUAAACCGUUUAUCGUAAUGGCACUGUGAUAGGACAUUUACAUAACAUUUGUCAGACGAUGUCAAUCGAUUCAUUAUGGCGCGUGCAUAAAAUUUCGGCCAAACCAAGCGUAGUCAUUGCGAAUUAUUUUAAUGUAUACAUUUCGAUUAAUAUUAAAUAAUUAUAAUAUUUAUGCCAUAUAUUAUUUUUUAAAAUCGAUUAAAUGUCGGUAUAUAAUUGCAUCGAUAUUUACAAAUACUGGCUACUACGACCAAACGUAGUCGUGCGAAAUCUUGAUAAAUACAUGUUGAUUAAUACUGA
This is a messenger RNA of Trachymyrmex cornetzi, 1041 nucleotides long. It is a transcript of the gene Def2, whose product is annotated as defensin 2. The coding region runs from base 63 to 356 and encodes 97 amino acids. The record is from RefSeq and is a predicted model, not a curated record. Gene Ontology annotation, biological process: humoral immune response; defense response to bacterium. NCBI's taxonomy places the organism in Eukaryota, Metazoa, Arthropoda, Insecta, Hymenoptera, Formicidae. The transcript has 2 exons.